AUGAAUUAUUUGACAUUAAUUACCAUCUUUGUAUCUAUUGUUCUUUUAUGUGAAUAUAAAAUAAAAUGUUUAUAUGCAAAAGAAGAAACAUUAAAGGGAAAUUUAAAAAUAUUAUCUGGAAAUAUAAAUGAAAAUAUAACAUUAAAAUGUGAGCACGGUGAAUUUAUUCAUAUUUUAGAUGCUAGUUAUGGAAACCCUAACAUUGAUAAUUUCUUAAUAAAAAAAAAUUCACUCGAUGCACCACACACCUUGCCUGUUGUUCAAAUGCUUUGUGAAGGAAAAGAAAUUUGUGAUAUAAACGUAACUAAUGAUACAUUCAGAAUAUUGUCUAUUAUAAAAGAUUUCCACAGACUCAUAAUAAAAUAUUCUUGCGUUUCAUUGAAGCCUAAACAAAUUCCAUCAUACAACAUAAAGGCAAAAAGAGGGGAUAAUAAAAUUUGGAAUGUCGAAUUUCAAGGAGAAGAAUUAAAUAAAAAUCUAUAUCUUCAUGUGAAUAAUAUAAAUGCAAUAUGUGAUACUCCAUUGCUCAAAAAAAAAUACGUGGACAUAGAUGAAGCAAAAUUUGAGUGUAACAACAUAAGUAAUUGUGUGUAUAUAAUUUUUAACAAUGAUGGAUAUACAUUGUGUGAAUCUUCUUCUUACAAAAAUGCGAUCGUUCAAAAAAACUCCAAAAUAUAUAUUAAAAUGUCUUAUAUUAAUGGGAACAUACCUGACAAUUAUGAAGUAGUUCCUAAUGUACAAGGAGUUUGUGAGAAAAAUGAGAUUAUUUAUGAAAUGGACUCAGUACUACGUGUAGACGAUGUUUAUGAAAAAUGUAAAGAGAUAAAUUGCGACUAUUUUACGUUAUCCACAGCUAACGGGUUUGAAGACAAUUUUUCCCAUUACAAAAAAAAAUAUGAACAUGUCAUAAUUUUUUAUUUUAUUUUUUUUUUUCAUUUUUUUUUUUUUUUUUUGGCUAUAAGUUUAAAAGGGGUUUCAAGAAAUUUCCGUAACCAUGCCUGGUUUUGCAAAGGUUUUCCAAAAUACGUUUCACAUGAGGGAUUUAUUUUUGGGAAAAACAAUAUGAAUUCAAAAAAUCCGAAGCACAGAAUAUUCCCUAUUGGUUUUGAAGGAGCUCUAAUAUAA
Plasmodium vinckei vinckei is the source of this 1125-nucleotide messenger RNA. RefSeq names its product conserved Plasmodium protein, unknown function. Bases 1 to 1125 code for a protein of 374 amino acids. The transcript has 15 exons. Gene Ontology annotation, molecular function: carbohydrate binding. NCBI's taxonomy places the organism in Eukaryota, Apicomplexa, Aconoidasida, Haemosporida, Plasmodiidae. The record is from RefSeq and is a predicted model, not a curated record.